Molecule: messenger RNA, 1042 nt
Organism: Lolium rigidum
Lineage: Eukaryota; Viridiplantae; Streptophyta; Magnoliopsida; Poales; Poaceae
Exons: 2
Coding region: 20-544 (174 amino acids)
Source: RefSeq, a predicted model, not a curated record
GUUCGUUGAGAGGAAAGCAAUGGCUCUGGUUGGAUACACGCUCUAUUGUCUGUUAGAUAACAACUGGAUCAUCGAGUUCGAUUUCGACACCUAUAAUCUGCAAGUAAUCGGGGAGCUGUCAUACAAAGUGCUUAAUAGCUUCAUCGGGCGUAUCAUCAUGACGACACAGGAUGGACAGCUUGGUCUUGCAAGCGUUGGGGGAUUCAGUCUCCAAUUGUGGUCAAGUACAACUUGCAUUGACGACGGGAUGGUAACAUGGGCAGACCGCAGAGUCAUUGAUCUUGAGAAAUUGCUUGCGCCGGAAGUUGUGGCAGCGUGUACCGCUCCAGUGUGGCCAAUUGGCUAUGCUCAAGAUGCUGAUGUGAUCUUCAUUGAAGUGUACCCUAGCGGUGUCUACACGAUCCAUCUCAAGUCCUUGCGCAUUGAGAAGGUGUCGGAGAAUAUGGUUCACGGGUACAUUUGUCCUUACACAAGUUUCUACGCUCCAGGAAUCAACAUUGAUGGUCAAGAUGAUCAACCUGAACUGUUGUUGAACAACACUUGAGAUGAUUGAGUUGUCACAUCUGGUAUCACGCUUUGGUUGUUGAGGUGAUGUAACAUUAUCUUUUACUACAUGUCUAUUGUUUUCCUUGCGCAUUUUGAUAGUUUUGUGGUUCAUAUAUUUGUAAAUGAACCGAUCAAUAUACUCUCAGUGCUAAGAAGCUGCAGUGCUAGUGCUGCAGUCUGAAUCUUUACUGAACAACGUGAUUAUUUUGCCAUUUUCCCUAUUCUUUCUCAGUUACAAAGUUUGGAAAAAGAAGUCUGGGAGAUAAAAGGCUUUUCUCUGCAUAUAGGUUUCAAUUUGAUUUUUUUCUUCUUCUUUUGAAGUUAUUUUAGUUGGAAAUAGGGUUUGGGUUCAUCUCAAGGUGCUUGAGCUGUUGCAGCCCGGGAAGUGUAUCCACAGUUCCACACCUGACUGUAAAUCAAAUCGAGCGGAAGAACGCAAUUUUGCAUCAUCAUUCAAAUACCUGCUACAGCUACCACUUUUUUCCCAACGAACUAC